AUGCAUGCGCAAUUACGCCCUAGAGGGCUAAUUUCGCCAUUGCUACUCUUUUUCUUGACUACAAACCUCUCGUUCAUUGAAACUAUAACUAUUCCGGAACGGGGCGGGCCCUCACCUACGUCUAUCAAACCCGUCACACAUUUCGUAGGAAAACCAGAACCAGAGCCUACUACCAUCAAUGUUGCCACCACUUUAUCGAAACGCCAGCUUCCACCAGAGGCUCUCAAGGAGUUAAUGCAAUCAUAUGGUGGCGAGGAUGUAUCAUCAGUUCGUAGUGCCACGAAAUCCUCAGCUGAAGCGCAGCACAGCAACAACACACUAGCGAAAAAAGUCGACGUACCUCCGUCGUUCUUUUAUGGCGAGAAGGGGUUGAUUGUCCGAUGUCAUACUCGUCACUUUGUGUACAACCAAAAGCCGUUUCUAGAUCCCCAAUUCCCUAAUUUUGAACUGAAGCACUGGACAGAUUGGAAAGCAAAGGGAAGUUUUCAACGUAUGGACGAUGUCAUAAGGGUGCGGCAAGUUCGAUGUUAUACUUGUAGCUGUACUGGUGAGGGGGCUAUGGUUACUAGUGACCAUAAGUAUUGUAGGGGGGAGCUUACAAUAGCACGAUGCAUUUUAGUCUUUGCCUGUUUUUGCACGGCUUAUCUUACACGGCCGGCGCCUAUCGAGGGUGCUGACGCCUCGGAUUACCGUACCGCCCUAGACAACAUACCUGCCACAGUUAGGAAUCACAAUAGGCAUUUCAGUUAUGAGUUCAAUGGAGAAAGCCUUGGUUUCGAUCCUAAUACUCUAGGUCCCCCUUUACCCAUGCUUAUGCAAGAUGACCGAAGAAAUAUCUGGCAACCCCCAUUAGACGAACGAUAUGUAGGUCGACGACGACCAGGGCGGCCGGGGCCGGACCAAAGCAUUCCGCCGCUUCCGCCGUUACAAUGGGAUGAGCCACCUUUGUCCCCGGGCGAUGAAUUUCAGCCACUCCCAUUUGAUUGGGGCGAAAACGAACCGUUCCCCGACGUUGCCUGGCUUGACCGAGGUUUCGAAUUUAGUAUGUACGAUGGUGUACCCGAUGAAUAUGGAUACAAUUACGACAGAAUACGUCCCGAACCGAAGGACACUCGGCCGCCUAAACCUCGUCCAACUAAGUAG
Molecule: messenger RNA, 1143 nt
Organism: Orbilia oligospora ATCC 24927
Lineage: Eukaryota; Fungi; Ascomycota; Orbiliomycetes; Orbiliales; Orbiliaceae
Exons: 2
Coding region: 1-1143 (380 amino acids)
Source: RefSeq, a predicted model, not a curated record